GGCCGCGCGAGCCAGGCGGACAGCUGGGCUCCUGGCGGGUCACUAAGGACUCGCGGCCGCCCCGUCCCCGCCAUGGCCGCGCGCCUCCUCCGCGGCUGCCUGCGCUUGCGGCCCGGCGGGUGGGCCCUGCGUCCUCUGCCCGCGCGAUGUUCUCAUUCCGGAGGGGAGGAACGUCUAGAAACUCCUUCUGCUAAAAAAUUAACAGAUAUAGGAAUUAGAAGAAUCUUCUCUUCAGAGCAUGACAUUUUCCGGGAAAGUGUAAGGAAGUUUUUUCAAGAAGAAGUGAUUCCUCAUCACGCAGAAUGGGAGAAAGCUGGAGAAGUGAGUAGGGAGCUUUGGGAAAAAGCUGGGAAGCAAGGCCUGCUCGGCGUCAACGUCGCAGAGCGUCAUGGUGGCGUUGGGGGGGACGUGUACGCAGCAGCUGUGGUCUGGGAGGAGCAAGCAUAUUCAAAUUGUACAGGCCCAGGUUUUAGUCUUCACUCAAAUAUUGUCAUGCCCUAUAUUGCAAACUAUGGCUCAGAAGAGCAGAUUAAGCACUUCAUCCCCCAGAUGACUGCAGGGAGGUGUAUUGGUGCCAUAGCAAUGACCGAGCCUGGAGCUGGAAGUGAUUUGCAAGGAGUAAGAACAAAUGCCAGAAAGGAUGGAAGCGACUGGAUCCUCAAUGGAAGCAAGGUGUUCAUCACUAACGGGUGGCUGAGUGAUGUUGUGAUCGUAGUGGCGGUCACAGAUCGUGAAGCUCGCUCUCCUGCCCACGGCAUUAGCCUUUUUCUGGUGGAAAAUGGAAUGAAAGGAUUUAUCAAAGGACGAAAGCUACAUAAAAUGGGACUAAAAGCCCAGGAUACUGCAGAAUUAUUCUUUGAAGAUGUACGGUUGCCAGCUAGUGCCUUACUUGGAGAAGAGAAUAAAGGCUUCUAUUACCUCAUGCGAGAGCUUCCACAGGAAAGGCUAUUGAUUGCUGACUUGGGAAUUUCAGCCAGUGAAUUCAUGUUUGAAGAAACGAGGACCUAUGUUAAACAAAGAAAAGCUUUUGGGAAAACAGUUGCACAUCUACAGACGGUGCAGCAUAAGCUAGCAGAGUUGAAAACUCACAUCUGUGUAACCAGAGCUUUUGUGGACAGCUGUCUCCAGCUGCAUGAAGCGGGACGUCUGGACUCCACCACUGCUUCCAUGGCCAAAUACUGGACCUCUGAGUUACAAAACAGCGUAGCUUAUGACUGCGUCCAGCUGCACGGAGGAUGGGGAUACAUGUGGGAGUUCCCAAUUGCAAAAGCUUAUGUGGAUGCCCGAGUUCAGCCAAUCUAUGGUGGCACCAAUGAAAUAAUGAAGGAGCUGAUUGCAAGAGAGAUCGUCAGUGACAAGUAGACGUCUGCCCACGUCCUGGAAUCCUAUUACAACUAAUCUGGUUUUAAAUCUACUCAAGGCAAAAUGCAACCUGGAAAGGGAGCAAGCACUGAACCUGUUUUUAUAUGCUCUCUCUAUAGAGAAAGGAAUCAAAUACAAAAAAGAUUAACACAGAGGGAGGAGGAAUCUUUGAAUCCAAAGAUUCUAAAAUUCUCCAAUAUAAAGUUUACUUUUAAUUUUUGAUGUAGCUAAAAAGCAAAAAUUUACCAACUCUAGAAAACUUAAUGUCUCAUUUAUCCGUAAAAUUCUAAAAAGGCAUAAUUGUUUACAUCUUUAAAAUUGAGGCAGAAAUAAUGUUAUUAUACUACAAAAACAUUAAUAAUACCUACAGCACAUUGACUUUGAAAGGGAAAAAUAAAUAUAAUUCAGAACACAGAAUAAUUUCAGCUCUCUUUUGCUCCCAACUCCCCAGACACAGUUGUUUCUGCUCCCCUGUCCUAAGCCUGUGUUGCUGAGCAGUGGAGCCCUUUCUUCAGACAAAACCUUGUGCUGAGUCCCUGUGAAAUGCUGCUGAAUGGGGAGCUGCUCCUGGCAGCAGGAAGCCUUCCUGCCUCACUGCCUGGGCACCAUGGGACUUGGCUGGGCAUUUGCUUCCCUGGACUAGAGAAUGCAGUUGCCUCUCUCAUCUACUCACACCUGGGCUUUCAAGAGGUUUACAUCCAGUUUAAUAGGAGAACACAGAAUAAUCCAUCCUUUAGUUUAAAACUAUUGGUGUAUUUUAUAGGUAUCAAAAUAAUGACUUUUAUUUUGGAAGAAUGUACUUUUAAAAAUUAAAUACUUUCUAGCUUCUCUAAGCCAGGUGUUGAAUAUGAUGGCAAAUGAAACUGGCAAGAUCCCUGCAAAUAAGUGAAUAAAACAAAAAGGUUGUAAUAAGAUAAUUUCAAAUCAUGUCAGUAUAAUAAAAGAAACGAAGUAAGCAUUUAAAAUAAAGUGAGGAAACAUUUGAUUUGAGACUUAAAAGUAAUUAUCAAAAAUAAGCCAUUAAUUUAAGUUUCUCCACUGCUGGCAUCAUUUCAGGGCUUGUUUGUCUUUGCAUAUGCUGGUGAGAGAGUGAAUUAAGUAGUCUUUAAAUGGAAACAAAUGGAUGUAUUCUUAUUCAACUUAGAAAACCUAAACACUUUAUUUGGUGUCAUUGGUAUUAAAGAUUGUUUUUUAAUGUAAUCAUUACAACUGGAUAGAGCAGAAGGAAGAGAAAAUACUUUGAUCCCAUUUUUUUCCUAGAAUUAACAUGUUUGAUUUGCACUUGGGUAGAAGUUUGUAUGAUUGCCAGCUUGAGUUCCUGCUCAUAUGCACUAAAUACCAUGCAAAAUGGGUUAAAUAAAUUUUUA
This is a messenger RNA of Equus quagga, 2729 nucleotides long. RefSeq names its product acyl-CoA dehydrogenase long chain (gene ACADL). Gene Ontology annotation, molecular function: flavin adenine dinucleotide binding; long-chain fatty acyl-CoA dehydrogenase activity. The record is from RefSeq and is a predicted model, not a curated record. Gene Ontology annotation, cellular component: mitochondrion. Lineage: Eukaryota; Metazoa; Chordata; Mammalia; Perissodactyla; Equidae. The transcript is spliced from 11 exons. The coding region runs from base 73 to 1362 and encodes 429 amino acids. Gene Ontology annotation, biological process: long-chain fatty acid catabolic process; carnitine metabolic process, CoA-linked; fatty acid beta-oxidation using acyl-CoA dehydrogenase.